Anthostomella pinea is the source of this 375-nucleotide messenger RNA. Lineage: Eukaryota; Fungi; Ascomycota; Sordariomycetes; Xylariales; Xylariaceae. The record is from the annotation of a GenBank genome assembly.
AUGGUCAACGUAUUUGGAGUAAACUUCCACGAGAGGAAGUUCGUCAAGAAAGCACUCGAAAGCUUCUACGGCCUCGGCCCGCAGACCUCGGCGCGCAUCAUGGCCAAGUACACCAUACACCCCCUGGCGCGGAUCGGCGCGAUACCACACAAGACGGCCACGGCGCUGACGGCCGAGCUGUCGACCAUGACGAUAGAGAUGGACGCGCGGCGCAUCGUCCAGGACAACAUCAAGCGGCUGCGAGACAUGGGCACGUAUAGGGGCCGGCGGCACGCCAUGGGGCUGCCGGUGCGCGGCCAGAAGACGAGGACCCAGACCGAGACCGCGAAGAAGCUGAACACGCUCGAGAGAGGAGGCACCAGUUCGAGGAUCUGA